AUGGGCGGCGCAGUCAACUGGCAGCCGCUGAUGGCAACCCUCCUUCAUCACUUGCCGAUCACUGUAUGCAACCCCCGGAAAGGCGAAUGGGAUAAAAACAUUACACAACAGGCCAAAGACGAAUUCUUCAAACAACAAGUCGACUGGGAGCGAGAUGCACUAGAGCAAGCAGACGUCAUAUGUUUCUUCUUCGACACCGAGACCAAGAGCCCGGUGUCUUUGCUCGAGCUAGGUCGCUGGGCUGCAUCCGAUAAGGUUGUCGUUUGCUGCGGAGACGAAUACUGGAAAUCAGGAAACGUCCACCUCGCAUGUGAGCACGAUGGCAUCACAUAUGUCAAGGAAUUCGAAAAACUGGUACCCGAAGUCGUGAAAAUGCUCGAGAAGAAGGGCAUGAAACGUGACCACAACGGCGACUUGAUCGGAGAGAACGUACACGUACCCAAAGAGAAGCCAAAGAAGACGACGCAGCUGGAGGCAGAGAAGGCCGACUUGCAGAAACAAGUUGAUGAUCUGCUAGCCAAGCUGGCGGCACAGCCCAAGAUGUGA
This is a messenger RNA of Alternaria atra, 546 nucleotides long. RefSeq lists its product as uncharacterized. The transcript has a single exon. The coding region runs from base 1 to 546 and encodes 181 amino acids. The record is from RefSeq and is a predicted model, not a curated record. Lineage: Eukaryota; Fungi; Ascomycota; Dothideomycetes; Pleosporales; Pleosporaceae.